AUGCUCCGCGUGCGGUGCCUCAGCGGCGAGCUGUGCCUGGAGGCGAAGGCUGCGUGGCCGGGGUGGACAGUGGCGCGACUCGGGGAGGAGCUGCGGCCUGCGGUGCCCGAGCCGCAGCAGCGGCUGUGGCUGGCAGGCCGAGAGCUUGCCAGCUCCGAGACCUUGGGAGACCUCGCGGCCCACGGCGAGCUGGAGCUUACGCUCAUCAGGCGCCCGCCGGAGCAGGCGGCGUGGCUGGGGCGCGUGGCCUCGCGCCCUUUGGAGCUCCAGUGGGCGCCGGAGGCCAUCCAAGCGGACCGCGAGGUGGUCCUCAGCGCUGUGGAGCAGCGAGGGGACGCCCUGCAGUUCGCCGACGAAGAGCUGCGGGGGGACGAGGAUCUGGUGCUUUGCGCGCUGAAGUGGAGCCCCCAGGUCCUCGCCUUUGCCUCGCCUCUCACUGCGAACCGGGCCUUCGCGCUGCGUGCGGUGAAAGCGGAUGGACGGGCGCUAGAGUUUUUGGAUGAGAGCAUCAGAGCGGACCGCGAGGUUGUGCUGGCUGCUGUCAGCCAAUUUGGCUUUAUGCUGGAGCACGCCUCCAGCAGCCUCCGGGCGGACCCGCAGAUUGUGCUAGCGACCGUAAGGCAGACCGGCAUCGCACUCCAGUUUGCUUCCCAGGAGAUGUGCGAAGACCGCAGCAUUGCCUUGGCAGCGGUAAAGCAAAACGGCUUGGCCUUGGAGUUCACUCGCCUGCGGGACGACCGCGAGGUGGUCAUUGCCGCUGUUGGGCAGGACGGCUUCGCCCUGCCUUUGGCUGCCAAAGAGCUGCACGCGGACCGUGAGGUGGUGCUGGCAGCGGUCAAGAAGCAGGGCAGUAUGCUAGAGUUUGCCUCAGAAGCCCUCCGUGGAGAUCGAGAAGUGGUCGAAUCAGCAGUCAGGACCUCCGGCGCGGCGCUGCGCUUCGCCUCCGAGCCGCUGCGUGCGGACCGGGAUAUUGUGCUGCUCGCUGUGGCGCAGAAUGGCUCCAUGUUGGAGCACGCAGCCAGCCAGCUGCGGAGCGAUCGCCAGGUGGUGCUUUGCGCCCUGCGGUCCGCUGGCCGCGUGUUGCGUUACGCUGCGCAGCUGAAGGCCAGCGUGGACGUGCUGGUGCCGCUGCUGGAGCACCACGCCACCGUGCUGCGCUCCGCCCUGUGCGACGCGGAGGCGCUGGAGGUGGCGCGGCAGAGCCUGGAGCGAACGCUGCUGGAGGGGGCGCUCGAGUUGAAGGAGGACCCUGAUGUUCUUCUGGCGAUGAUGAAGCAGCACAGCGGCAUCUUGCAGCUUGCGGCGCCCAGUGUUCGCGCCAGCAAGGAUGUGGUGCUGCAGGCGGUGCAGCAGCAGGGCCUCACGCUGCGCUUCGCCGCCACGCAGCUGCGGAAGGACCGGGAGGUGGUCGAAGCUGCGGUAGCGCAGAACGGCCUGGCGUUGGAAUUCGCGAGCACGGAGCUGCGGGGCGAUCGGGCCUUGGUGCGGCGGGCACUGCAGCAGGACGGCCAGGCGCUGCAGUAUGCCGCUGAACACCUGAGAAGGGACCGAGAGCUGGUUGCAGCAGCUAUCGAAGAGGACGCGUUGGCCUGUGCGCCCUUGCUGCCGGCACGGGGCCCAACCAUGGCUGAAGGCCCAAGGGAGUGCCUGGCGGCGGCCUUGGAGCCCCGUGAGGAACCCAUGACACCCAAAUUUACAAUCACGAGGUUGAUCCUAGGUGUUACACUGCAAUGCCACGUGCGCGCUGUGCUUGUGGUGGACUGCAGCCCAGAUAUUCGCAGCGAAGGCAGCCAAGCCGCAAGCGCCGCGCGGAGAGAUGUGAAGCGCCACAUGCGCCGCAGCUUCGAGGGUGCAGGAAUCACGCUCGCCACUGCCACGCCGGAGACGAAAGUACAGGGAGUACUUGGCAGGGCCGAAGCGGAGGCAAAGAAGCUGGACGAUGCCAAGGAGAUGGCCUUGGCUUCCCGCGAGGCCAAGGAAGAUGCCUUGAUGGCGGAAACGACUGCCAGCAGCGUGGAGGAGGGCAGACACUCAGAUGCGAGCGCGAAAGACGACGCCGAGGAAGAGGAGGACGCUGAGGGCGAGGACGACAAGUCUGAUCCGGAUUCAGAAGCUGGACGGGGCACCGAGCAGCCUUUUGGUUGCACGUGGAGGGCGAGCUCUCAGACGCGAAGAGUGCGAGUGAGGACGAUGCUGCGGAGGAAGAGGAGGACGCUGAGGGUGCCCAAGACCAGUCUGAUCAGGAUUCAGCAGCUGAAGAGGCAACCGAGCAGUCUUCCAGUGAGGACGAGGCACCCCCGCCGCCGCCCGCCAGGCGGCACAAGAGAAGUGCGCGUGACAAGGAGGAGCGGAGGCGAGCUUCGUCACGCUCCCGCCGCGCGCGGGCCCGCUCCCGCUCGGCCCGCGCCCGCUCCCGCUCCGAGCCGCGCCGCCGCCACGUCAGCCGCAGCCCUGUGA
Effrenium voratum is the source of this 2457-nucleotide messenger RNA. NCBI's taxonomy places the organism in Eukaryota, Dinophyceae, Suessiales, Symbiodiniaceae. The record is from the annotation of a GenBank genome assembly.